UUGAAUAACAAAACUUGUCAUCCUUGCAUUCAAAAUUUCAAAUAUUCUAUAUGAAAUAGCAUUACUUGAAGCCAUGGUAAUCAAAUAUUCUUCUCACACGCUCAUCCAGAAUCCAGAUACCCAUCAAAAUCGCCUUGUUUAGAUUUUCUUUUUGGGUGGAAAGGUAUAUGAAAUUAGAAAGGAGGAAAAAUCUUGAAUACACACGAACGAAAAUGGCGGCCGAUUCCUGAAGAAAUCUAGCGUAUCACCUAAAUCUUCGGUUUCUUGAUUCUCCGAUCAUCACAUUCACAACGCCAGUUUCAUCUCCAUAAAACACUAACCACGAAGCUAUCCUUACCUUAAUCACCAAGUUAAAGAAUCUAAAGAAUUAUGCAUUCGCCACCUUCCCUUUUUCCCUUUUCAUGGCAAUCUCCUAACCCCCAUUUCUUUCUUUCUUCUUGGCAUUUUCACAAACACCUUUGCCCAUGUCGAAUUUCAAAGCGUUUCAGCUUCCCUUAAUCUCCCUAUUGCUUUUCACCUCCAUUUUUACUCCAAAUCCAUCCGUUUUCGCUUCCCCUUUUGUUCGCAACCAGACAUUCACCAGGCCAGAUCCUCUUCGCCAUUUCAGAUUGUACAAAGGAGGGUAUGAUAUUCGCAACAAACAUUAUUGGGCUUCUGCGGCAUUUACAGGCAUCCAUGGCUAUGCUAUGGCGGGAAUCUGGAUGCUAUUCGGUUUAACUUUCGGGAGUUACUUGAUCAUCAAGAGCUUUCAUGGAGGUUUUCAUCCAUUCAUCAAUCACCCAAAUUCUUACUUCCUUGCAUGUUUUGCACUCAUUGCUAUCUUCGCUUCAAUCGCCAUAAUUUUUUCAAGUUUGAUCGUGGUAGCAAACCAAACCUCUUUACACAGAAGCAAGAACCUUAUGAACACCAUUCUUGGAGCUGCUAAUUCUAUGAAACAAACAAUUGAAUCUGUAACGCAAGGAUUAAUAAAAAUCCAAACCCUUUUAAGGCCUUAUGAUGUUGAAACAUAUGACCUUUUGGAUCAUAUAACUAAUCAAAUGCAAAAAGAAACAAUUUCGAUUCAGAAUUUUGUUAAAGAAGCACGACAAGCUUCUAAUCAUGCAAUUAAAGCAGUUUAUAUCGCGAAUCUUGUUCUUGUAACAGCAAAUUUUGUAGUGUUAGUUGCAGGAUGUGUUGUUGUAUUCUUGCAUUGGCAUCCAGGAUUUAUCAUUGUUAUUAUUGUUUGCUGGAUCUUGACAACUGUUAGUUGGAUCUUAACCGGGUUUGAUUUCUUCUUUCACAUUUUUGGAGGUGACACGUGUUCAGCUUUUGAGAAUUUUGAACGAAAUCAAAAUCCCGAAAGCAAUAGUAUCAUGUCGAUCUUAUCUUCAUGUUCAAAUUCUUCAAAUUCAGAUAAAUUCAUGGCUCAAAUUGGAUACACUGUUCAUAAAUACAUAUCUGAGUCGAAUUCAGAAAUAACAACAUUGGCUCACAAAAUGAUUCAACCAAAUGAAGAAGGUGAUGAUUCGUUUGCUAUGGAGAGAAUUUGCGAUCCUUUCUCAACUGCACCAAAUUACAACUAUGCCCCUGGAGAUUGCCCACAGGAUUCAAUUCAAAUUCAUGAUCUCCCAAAUAUUCUAUCAACCCUAACUUGUGAAAAAAACAUACCGACAAAGAUCUGUAAAGCACAAGGGAGAUUUUUUCCAGAAUCUUCAUACGGAAAAACAAUGGCGUACAUUCAAUCGAUCGAGAAUUUGAUUGCAACGUAUCCGGAUUUACAGAACCUGACGGAAUGUACGCCGAUCAGAGUCGCGAUUUCCGAUGUGGCUUUGCGUCAAUGUAAACCCUUCAAAACCUCGAUUCGAUUACUAUGGGUUUGUGUUCUUUCCCUUUCGAUUGAUUUGAUGAUUUUGACGUCGUUAUUGAUCGUAAAAGCGUAUCAAGAAAAGGGGAAAGAGUUGUCGUUGUGUUCGAUUGUUCCUAGUCGCCAUUCGUGUUGAGGGUGAUUGAUUGAUAUUGUAAAAUGUAAAGAAAUUAGAGAAUGAUAAAAAAGGAACCCUAGAAAGAAGUCGCAAGACUUGGGUUGACUCAUUGCGUAUAUAAUGUCAAAUAUCUUGAUUUGUAAUGCUAUUAACAAUGUCAAUGAUCAAUAGUAUCGUCAUUGGUUGACUAUUA
This is a messenger RNA of Lactuca sativa (garden lettuce), 2154 nucleotides long. RefSeq lists its product as uncharacterized. NCBI's taxonomy places the organism in Eukaryota, Viridiplantae, Streptophyta, Magnoliopsida, Asterales, Asteraceae. Gene Ontology annotation, cellular component: membrane. The record is from RefSeq and is a predicted model, not a curated record.